Molecule: messenger RNA, 1282 nt
Organism: Menidia menidia (Atlantic silverside)
Lineage: Eukaryota; Metazoa; Chordata; Actinopteri; Atheriniformes; Atherinopsidae
Source: the annotation of a GenBank genome assembly
AUGGCCGUAUCUUCGCCUCUCCCGGACGGCCACAGGCAGGUCGUUCUUCAUGGAGAGUGUCCGAAGGUUCUCAGGAGCCACUUAGAAGCCGUCAAAACAAUACGCUGCUGCUUUGCUUGCACUGAGUACAGUCACAGGGUAAGAGGGCAGGCCCACUGCACCAUGCAAAGGGUCCCCAAACACACUCCAGCACUCCUCUUCAGUCCUGUGUGUUCAAACGCUCAAAGUAAACCACAGAAACCAGGUACCUCUUUUACUGAACGACAAUAUCAGGCGGGCGAGGCUUUCUACAUCAGCAUGAUGGAGACAAAUACAAAGGCAGAAGCGGAAGCUCAGGAACCAGACAACACCCUGGUCGAGAGCCCGGAGGUUGCAGAGUUUGAGCUGACAUCAGACCGUCUGGAGCAGCUGAUGAAGAGCAUGGAGGUGCUGCUGUCGGACGUGGAGCAGCUUCGGAGCAGCUGCAGCCACCAGGCCACUGAGCUGACGCGCGCGGCGGUGGACCUGAAGCAGCAGCAAGACGAUCUGAAAGAGAGCUACGCCGAACUGUCCCGAGAAAUGCAGGAGAUAGUGGAUUCAGUGGAGGACCUGUUCAGCACCAAGAGCGCCUUUGAAGCCAAAGAGAAGCAAGCACAGAAACUCAACCGACAGCUCUGAGAGAGAAGGGACUGGCAGCGUUUAAUUGUGGAGAAAAUCAUUGUGUGGGGUGGUGGUUUUGGCUUUGGGUGCGCAAGAAGCAAUUUGGAAAAAAUGGGGGGUUUGGAGCUGUUGUGGUUUGAAUUAAAGCUCUAGUGAAAUUUUUGAAUUGUAUUUGUUUUGCAGAUUGUUAUUUUUAGACAUAUGUGUGUGUGUGUGUGUGUGUGCAGGUGUGUGUACAAAUACAUAUAUUCAUUUAUAUAUAAGUAUAUAUAUAUAUACAGAAAAAUAAAAAAAAUGUAUUGUCAUUGAUUCUGCAACUUUACAAAUCAUGAUAAAAUACAGCUUCCAAUGUCUUUUUUAAGAAUUGUACAUUUCGAAAAAGGAAAAGAAAAACUUAAUGCACUGUCACUGUUGCUAUGUGAUCUUUUCUUGAACAUGACCCAACAUGACUCUACAAAGGCACAGGUAGUGCAGUGUGAUUGCUUUACCGUCACUCUGGAAUUGAUAGAUAGACUACCAUAAAAAUAUCUUGUUUUGACGACCUGGAUGGAUCCCUCUGGCUUGGUAAAAUUCUGGCACAGGAUUGUUGUUCUUGUCUCAUUUCCCUCUGAACAUCGUCCAUAAUCUUCGUGCAUCCAAGUCA